This is a messenger RNA of Micropterus dolomieu (smallmouth bass), 2081 nucleotides long. RefSeq names its product transmembrane 4 L6 family member 1-like. The transcript is spliced from 2 exons. Lineage: Eukaryota; Metazoa; Chordata; Actinopteri; Centrarchiformes; Centrarchidae. The record is from RefSeq and is a predicted model, not a curated record. Gene Ontology annotation, cellular component: membrane. Bases 31 to 420 code for a protein of 129 amino acids.
AGUCACACACAUUCACAAAGGCAUCCAAACAUGUGCACGUUCUUCUUUAAAAUCACUUUGUGUGUCUGUGUUCUUCAGAUGUGCGGGUCAGUGUUGGCAGCUGUGGUGGGCCUGGUGGGGUCCGGAUACUGUUUCAUCAUAUCAGGGUUCGCCUUGGCACAGGGUCCCCAGUGCUUUACCACUUAUGGAUGGACUUACCCCUUUCAAAAUCAAGGGGGCAGGUAUCUCGUACAACCAGACACUUGGUCACAGUGUCUUCAGCCGGCUCAUAUCGUUGAGUGGAACGUAACUCUGCUGUGUGUGUUACUGGGCCUGGCUGUGCUGGAGUUCAUCAUCUGUCUCUUACAGCUGGGAAACGGUUUAGUCAACGCAGUCUGCCGGCCCUGUUGCUAUAAGCAGGAGUAUAGUCUUAAUGCUUAGUCAAACACGCACGCGUAUGUAGUCUCACCUGCAGAGACAAAAGUGCAUGCGCACACAUAAAAUUCACACUCAUGUAUGUACACAUACAGGACAUUAAUGGACACAUGCAUUAUGCGGAAUCUUGCCCAGCACCGUGUGUGAGUGAGCACAACACAACCUUUCUCCUUAGACACUCGUACGCCUGCAGUAUCAUGGAGACCUGACAGCCAAGUCAGUGUAACCGCUAUAUUUUCAAGCUUUCAAUUUGCACUGUUAAAGUGCCAAAAAUCACUAUGCAGUCAUUGAUGAUGAUUGAUGACAUUUCAAAGGUAAAAGGUUAUUAAUUGAUGAUAAUAAUGUAGGUGUGUUUGCCAGGAAUAGUCCAUAAAAGAAAGAAAAAAUACAUCUUACUUUGUACCUGUUGAAAGUAGGUUAAUCAGACACAUGUACACAUAUAAUAAAGAUAAAAGUAUCAUUGAUAUUAAUAAUUAUUGCGCAGUUGUCACACAAUGGUUUGGAAAUCCAUAUAAAACAGAAACUUUCUGGUGUCUAUUUGUUUGUUGUUUUUUUUUAAAAGGAGGUUAGGCAGAAUUGUGUCUUACACUUGAGUGAUAACUGUACACUCACUUCAUGAAAUCUGUAUUCUUAAUGCCAAGGUUGCUCACUUUGGAUGCUGUUUUUAUUGAGAUGAUACUACAAUUCAAAUCACAAUGUCAUUACGCCAGCUUAUGACAUAAGCUUUUGUGUCAUUGUGUGUGUCCUUGCAAGAAGUGAUGCACAUUUCCAUUGUCUUUCAUCAGCAUCUUGCCUGACAUGAUUAUGGCGAGGCAACAGGAAGUGUCCUUUCUUUCCAGCUUUAUUCUUGUGGUUCCAACAUGUCUACACUGUGUUGGAUCAAUUAAGGAUUACCAGCAAAUUUGUGUGUGUUUGUACAUUUGUUUUUCAUUUUUAGAGCAUUAUGUUGUAAAUUGUUUUCUUUGCGCCUUUCUGAUGCUAGAUCAGUGUUAAAGGACAUUUUAUAUAUAUUUUAGUGACAUAUUUUUAUAAUGUAUGUUUGUGCUGCCUUGAAUAAAGAAAUGCCUAUUUCCACUUGAAGUAUCCAGUGAGUCAUUUAGUUGAAGCUGAAUGUGCAGCUGGUCUUUGUCCACCCAAUAACAGUUUUUAUUAAUUGUCAGGACAUUCAGCAAUUACACGUGAUGUCUUUAGACAACACACUUAAAUCCCCAAAGAUGUUAUUGGUAAGCAGUGUGUUACAUACAGCAGCAAUAUACAGUAGAUGUGUGUACGUGUGUUUGCAUGUUUGACUCCCCUCCUGCACUUCCUUCAAUCUGUUCCAGUAAAUGACGUUUCCAUCAGCUUAUCUGAUAUCCUCUUUUUAGUUCAACAUCAUUAGCUUACCCACUCACUCUUAGAGUGGAGGGGGGGCUCUAACACAAAUGCACUAUUAGCUUAUGCGUACCCACCAAAUGUUGGCUUGUGUAUGUGUGUGUUGGCAUGUAGCCUGCUCAGUGUGUUGUAAUCAAUUCCUGGACUAAAGUUUCUCUCCUGGAGUUUCCAGAGUUGCCUGUUUUUGAUCCAUAUGAGGAUGCAAACUUAGAAAACUUGUGUCCCUGACCCUGGGAGCCGAGCACAUUGCAAGUCCUUUUUCAGCAAAUUAAACAAAAUCUUGCAAGUCCCUUUCA